GUUGGGGGCUGAUGCAAUGGCAGUGACAGGGGAGCGCUGAGGAGAGCUGAGGCGAGCUGGGUCGGGCCGGGCAGGGCCUCGGCGAGCGGGCCAGCCCUCAGGAGUCCUAGACUUUGGAGGCAACGUGGAAAGUCUAGACAAAGUAAGACUUCCCCUUGGUUGAGGAGGAUCAAGUUAGAGAUCAAUUAAGUAAACUGGAUAUCCACAAGUCCAUGGGUCCUGAUGGGAUGCACCCACGAGUGCUGAGGGAGCUGGCAGAAGUCAUUGCUGGGCCACUCUUCAUCAUCUUUGAAAGGUCCUGGAGAACAGUUCUCCGUGUUGCUGCUGUUUUGAAUCUACAAGACGAAGAAUUGGAAGACAUUAAAUUUAGUUGAAUUGUAAAUAAACAGAUCAUUUGCAGUCUGACAAAAUGGCUGAUAGUCCGAACUGUGAUUUGAAAUCUCUGAGUCCACUUCAGCUGUUUGAAAGAGUAACUGAACAGGGAGAGAAAGUCAGAGCGCUGAAAGCAGGAAAAGCACCAAAGGAUGAAAUUGAUGCAGCAGUGAGGAUGCUAUUAUCAUUAAAACUGUCAUAUAAAACAGCAACAGGGCAAGAUUAUCAGGCGGGCUUGCCCCCAAGAGACCUCGCAUUAAUAAACAACGGUACAACUAAAGAAGAGGAUGAGGAUUUUGUGGAUCCCUGGACUGUGCAGACAUCAAAUGCUAAAGGCGUGGAUUACGACAAACUCAUAGUUCGGUUUGGCAGCAGUAAAAUUGACACUGAUCUGAUCAAUCGAAUAGAAAGAGCUACUGGGCAAAAACCUCACCGCUUUCUACGUAGAGGAAUCUUUUUUUCUCACAGAGAUAUGGACCAAAUCCUUGAUGCUUAUGAAAAUAAGAAGUCCUUUUACCUUUAUACAGGCAGAGGGCCGUCCUCUCAGGCAAUGCAUGUGGGUCAUCUUAUCCCAUUCAUAUUCACAAAGUGGCUGCAAGAAGUAUUUGAUGUUCCCUUAGUUAUACAGUUGACUGAUGAUGAGAAAUACCUUUGGAAGGACCUGACAACUGAGAAGGCAUACGAGUAUGCUAAAGAAAAUGCAAAAGACAUCAUUGCAUGUGGUUUUGAUGUCAAUAAAACCUUUAUAUUUUCUGAUUUAGACUAUUUGGGGACAAGUACUGGAUUCUACAAAAACAUCGUCAAAGUUCAGAAGCAUGUUACAUUUAACCAAGUGAAAGGAAUCUUUGGCUUUACAGACAGUGAUUGCAUUGGAAAGAUCAGCUUUCCUGCUAUUCAAGCUGCUCCAUCCUUCAGUUCAUCAUUUCCACAGAUCUUCAAUGGCAAGGAGAACAUUCAGUGUCUUAUCCCGUGUGCUAUCGAUCAGGAUCCUUAUUUUAGAAUGACCCGAGAUGUAGCACCUAGAAUUGGACAACCUAAACCAGCCUUACUGCACUCAGUCUUCUUCCCAGCCCUGCAAGGAGCGCAGACAAAAAUGAGUGCUAGUGACCCGAACUCCUCCAUCUUCCUCACUGAUACACCCAAACAAAUCAAGACAAAGAUUAACAAGCAUGCCUUCUCGGGAGGCAGAGAUACUAUUGAAGAGCACAGGAAGUACGGAGGUAACUGUGAUGUUGACGUGUCUUUUAUGUACCUGACUUUCUUCCUGGAAGAUGAUGACAGGCUUGAACAGCUGAAGCAGGCGUACACGAGCGGGGAAUUGCUCACGGGGGAGCUGAAGAAGGUUCUUAUUGAAACAUUGCAGCCCUUGAUAGCAGCUCAUCAAGAGAGACGGAAGCAGGUUACAGAUGAGAUGGUGAAGCAGUUCAUGACUCCACGGAAGCUAGCUUUUGAAUUUUGAAGAAAUGCGUACGUAACUUACCACUUGAUAAACCAAAACUGAGUAAUUGUUGUCUCCUGUUGUAUGUCAUCACUCCCUAAUUAUGUACAGCCUGCAAUCGGUGCUUUAUAAAUACUGCUUUUAAUGAGUUAAUUACAAUGAACGUCAAAGUACAGGAAAAGUUUAAAAUAGGACUUACAUCUAUUUAAAAUCAGGAUAUACAAGACAGAAUUGCCCAGUCUUGCAGAAAAGCAUGUCUGUCAGCGCAACACUGUAUUUUAUUGUAUUUCAUGUUGAAAAUAUUAAUAAAACUUCCAUUUUGAUGAUAAAGCCUAA
This is a messenger RNA of Chroicocephalus ridibundus (black-headed gull), 2146 nucleotides long. It is a transcript of the gene WARS1, whose product is annotated as tryptophanyl-tRNA synthetase 1. The record is from RefSeq and is a predicted model, not a curated record. Gene Ontology annotation, cellular component: cytoplasm. The transcript is spliced from 12 exons. NCBI's taxonomy places the organism in Eukaryota, Metazoa, Chordata, Aves, Charadriiformes, Laridae. The coding region runs from base 410 to 1831 and encodes 473 amino acids. Gene Ontology annotation, molecular function: ATP binding; tryptophan-tRNA ligase activity. Gene Ontology annotation, biological process: tryptophanyl-tRNA aminoacylation.